Messenger RNA from Cajanus cajan (pigeon pea), 387 nucleotides. The record is from RefSeq and is a predicted model, not a curated record. NCBI's taxonomy places the organism in Eukaryota, Viridiplantae, Streptophyta, Magnoliopsida, Fabales, Fabaceae.
AUGUGUGCUCUGUCUGAGGAAGUGUACACUAAAGUUCACAGCUUCAGGAGUGCCAAACAAAUGUGGGAUACCAUAGCUCUGACCUAUGAGGGAUCCCUAGAGGUAAAAUGCAACAACCUAAGCUUUUUGGCACGUAAGUAUGAACUCUUCAAGAUGGGAGAGAGUGAAUCUAUUCAAACUAUGUUUGGAAGAUUCCAAACCAUUGUCAAUGAACUUUCCUUCCUAGGUAGAACUUAUGAUAACUUUGAUCAUAUUGACAAAUUACUUCAGAGUUUACCCAGGAAAUGGAGACCACAAGUUAUAGCCUUGAGAGCAUCAAAGAAUCUAGAAAUUCUUUCACUGGAGGAACUCAUUGGACUACUCAAAGUCCAUGAACUAGAACUAUAG